This is a messenger RNA of Anarrhichthys ocellatus (wolf-eel), 2406 nucleotides long. Its product is annotated as NACHT, LRR and PYD domains-containing protein 1b allele 3-like. Gene Ontology annotation, biological process: regulation of apoptotic process. Bases 232 to 2406 code for a protein of 724 amino acids. The transcript is spliced from 2 exons. Lineage: Eukaryota; Metazoa; Chordata; Actinopteri; Perciformes; Anarhichadidae. The record is from RefSeq and is a predicted model, not a curated record.
CACAGACUCAGACCUCAUCAGACAGGUUGCUGUUCCUCUUAUGUGUUUAGUGGUGGGAUGAGAAAAUAAAACAGACUCACCAACAAUCUCUGACAUUUGAUUUAUUCUUUAUUUGAAGAUUGAACUCACUGUGCAGCUCUGCAACGGGAACAGAGCAGCGAGGUGAUCUCCUGACUUCUGUCGCUCAUUCGGCUCCACUGACUCGGACGCUUUAUUGACAACGCAGCAAAAAUGGUGUCCACUGUAAAACACACAAGAAGGGAGCAAGAAGAAUCAUGUUUCAGCAGAGUGGCCAGAGCGAUCAGGAGAGCUCUGUCCAGGAUCUGUGGAGAUACUUCUGGCCCUCGCCUCGGGAACGCUUGUGAACAGUCUCACUAUCCGCCUUUCAAUCCCCAUUUUCAGCCUGACACAUGCGAUGAGCCUCUUCCUCCGACUAGCACUGACUAUGAGAUGGUUCCCAUAAGAGAUGGGCAUCCUCUUCAAGGUGUAACACACUCUGGACUGGUUCACGCACCUCCUCCGUCCCAACAACCUUCUUUUACUCAAGAACCCCAGAAGAAAGUCUUAACGGACCAAAGCUCCGGAGGAAAGCAAAAGUAUGAAAAGUGUGUUCUUUCUACCAGUUGUUCCCCUGACUACAUUGUAUGUGAACCUCUAUCAAUGACAGAAAACGUCACCUCCUCUGCAGCAGAUGUCAGGGGCAGGGGGAUGAAUAGAGCAGCAGGUGGUCUCUCCUCCACCGUCAUCUCUGCUGCAGGUUAUCAACGAGGGGAACAAACACAGGUUGUCCGGGGAAAUCGUUCUUAUACGCGUGCUUCAUCACACCCUUAUUUACAUCCUCCAAACAGAAAAGACACAGAUGAUGGUGGCUCCAGAUUUAAAUCCGUGUCUGUCAGAAGACACAGCCGCUCUCAGUCCGUAACUCCAACUGUCGCCGGCCCUCUAUGUGCACAAGGCAGAGCUACAGUCAUAAAGGACUCAACCGUCUGCACCGGAGGAAUCGUUGCACAAGAUGCAGCUGAGCUUUUCUCUGUGGAGCCUGAAAGUGAGCCUGGAGGAGACGCCGAUGUCCUGAUGGAAAUUGACUCACCUGUUGCAGCCGUGAACUACUCUGUCACCAACGCCCUGCCAGAACGUGGUCACCCCCAACCUCCUUGGAGCAGGGGAGACUCCAGCUGCCUGUCUCGCCCUCACAGCAUGCCAUCGCUGAGUCAAAUAAACUCUGCGGAGAUCAGGACCCUCAGACGGGCUGAAAGCUCACCUGACGCGCUGUUAAAAAGCAGCUCUGAGGAGUUCACACCUGACAUCACCGCUGAUGAGAACAACAACGAAAUCUUCCGGUUCCGGUGCUCCUGCCCAGGCCUGUACCGGUGCAGCAUGACGGGCCUGGUGUUCCACAUGGGGGGAGAAGGGGACGUGGUCUACAGGACCGUCCCUUGGGACUGGAGGCUGCUGGUCCAAUAUUACAAGAAGCCUGCGGGGCCCCUGUUUGACAUCAAGUGUGAGCAGCGGUCCGUGCGUGGCCUUCACCUCCCGCACUGUGAGAUCCGCUCCACGGGGGGCUGUGACUUCCUUUCGGUCGCUCACGUGAAAGACGAGGGCGUCGAGUUCAUCAGCCCGAAUAAGGCGACAGAAACUCACGUCGUCAUAAGCGUCACAGGGUUUUCUGCGUUCGGUAACGUCAAGGACGGAGACUCGCCCCCCGACCCGGUCCGAGCGCUGGUUCUGCUGUUCUACAGGCCCCAAGCCGACCCUGAUCCAGAAUCCGUCCUCAAUGUGUUGUUGCUACCGAGGAACGUGGUGCUCCGGGACGUUCUGCGCAUCAGGAAGAAGACAGUAGGAGAUGAGAGCUACAUCGAGACGUCCCCACACUGUAAACUGCACCCGAAGCAGGAGUACACUCUGUCCGCGAGUCCUGAAGACCACCAGGUUCUGGUUCAGCCAACUGAAGCGGAGUUUGACAGUGACAACUAUGACAACUACUUCCCAUCAUUCCAGGUGACUUGGGAGACGACGCUGAAACACAUCAAGCUGUUUUUGAGGGACAGCGACAGCUCCCACAGUGCCUGGGAAAGACGAGUUUGUCUUUCCGCCGCUGGAGUCAGAAGGUCCUGCGGGCCAAGUGCUCUGAACCUCCCUGCUCGCGAGAGGCUGCUGGACGUACGGAGCGGCUUCGUCGAAGGCAUCUCGGGACCCGUGCUCAAAAGUCUGCUGGACAAACUGUUUGAGAAGACGGUGAUAACCGAUUCCGAGAGGGAGUCGGCAGACGAGAUGCGAAACAAGGGCGACAAAGCUCGUUUCGUCGUCGAUACCGUGAGGAGGAAAGGUGAAGCUGCCAGUUCAGAGAUGAUUGAGAUCCUCUGUGAGGCCGACCCCUUCCUCUGUGAACAUCUGGGCUUGAUCUGA